Messenger RNA from Clupea harengus (Atlantic herring), 3830 nucleotides. RefSeq names its product STT3 oligosaccharyltransferase complex catalytic subunit B (gene stt3b). Gene Ontology annotation, cellular component: membrane. Gene Ontology annotation, biological process: post-translational protein modification. Gene Ontology annotation, molecular function: dolichyl-diphosphooligosaccharide-protein glycotransferase activity. Lineage: Eukaryota; Metazoa; Chordata; Actinopteri; Clupeiformes; Clupeidae. The record is from RefSeq and is a predicted model, not a curated record.
UCUAGUUGUCCCGCCCUGUCCCCCUAAGGAACUAGUCGGUCUCGUGUGCUGAGUGGUACAAGCCGGCUAGCAUGGCGCUCUGCUGCAAAAAUUGUUCAUAAUAAUUUAGCAACGACAGAAAUAUUGCAGCGAUAUUGGACAGACAGGGACUUGGUUGCUAACAACCACAGACGCCAAAGUGGGAAAACGGCGGUGGGGUUGGUGCUUGGCUGAGGGGAAGUUCUCUCCUGAGCAGAUCCAGCGCCGCUCACACAGAACAUGGCGGAGCACCAUUCCAUCUCAGAGUGCAAGCACAAAGCGUCUUCGAAUGCCGGGGGCUCGCACUCUGGCAAUGGUCGACCGAAUUCCGUGGCUGGAGGUGGCAGCGGAGGCCUCUCUGGUGGACUGACGCAGCCGGCAGGAUGGCAGUCCUUGCUGUCGUUUACCAUACUCUUUCUGGCCUGGUUGGCAGGGUUCAGUUCAAGGCUCUUUGCAGUAAUACGCUUCGAGAGCAUCAUCCACGAGUUUGACCCUUGGUUCAACUACAGAGCCACACAUCACCUCACCUCCAACGGCUUUUAUGAGUUCCUCAACUGGUUUGAUGAGCGGGCCUGGUACCCUCUGGGCAGAAUAGUGGGAGGCACGGUGUACCCCGGUCUGAUGGUGACGGCGGGCCUCAUCCACUACCUGCUGAACCUGCUGCACUUGACGGUGCACAUCCGCGACGUGUGCGUCUUCCUGGCGCCCAUCUUCAGCGGCCUGACGGCCAUCUCCACCUUCUUGCUGACGCGCGAGCUCUGGAACCAGGGCGCCGGCCUGCUGGCUGCUUGCUUCAUCGCCAUCGUGCCCGGCUACAUCUCCCGCUCCGUGGCCGGCUCCUUCGACAAUGAGGGCAUCGCCAUCUUUGCCCUGCAGUUCACCUACUACUUAUGGGUGAAGUCUGUGAAGACAGGAUCUGUGUUCUGGGCCAUAGGAUGCUGCCUGUCAUACUUCUAUAUGGUGUCAGCAUGGGGAGGCUAUGUGUUCAUCAUUAACCUCAUCCCCCUGCAUGUGUUUGUUCUGCUGCUCAUGCAGCGCUACAGCAGGAGGCUCUACAUUGCCUACAGCACAUUCUAUAUCGUGGGCCUGGUGCUGUCAAUGCAGAUCCCCUUCGUGGGCUUCCAGCCAAUCAGGACCAGCGAGCACAUGGCUGCAGCAGGUGUGUUUGCGUUGCUUCAGGCGUACGCCUUCCUGCAGUACCUGAAAGACCGUCUGACCCGGCAGGAGUUCCAGACCCUCUUCUUCCUGGGGGUGUCGCUGGCCGCUGGGGCGGUCUUCCUCACGGUCAUCUACCUGACAUACACAGGCCACAUCGCCCCCUGGAGCGGGAGGUUCUACUCACUCUGGGACACCGGGUACGCCAAAAUCCACAUCCCCAUCAUCGCAUCUGUGUCAGAGCACCAGCCCACCACCUGGGUGUCGUUCUUCUUCGACCUGCACAUCCUGGUGUGCACCUUCCCAGCGGGCCUGUGGUUCUGCAUCAAGAACAUCAACGACGAGCGCGUCUUCGUGGCUCUGUACGCCAUCAGCGCGGUCUACUUUGCGGGCGUGAUGGUGCGCCUGAUGCUCACGCUCACGCCGGUGGUGUGCAUGCUGUCGGCCAUCGCCUUCUCCAGCGUCUUCGAGCACUACCUGGGCGACGACUCCAAGCGCGAGAGUCCACCCGCCGAGGACAGCAGCGACGAGGACGACAGGAAGAGCUCCGGAAACCUCUACGAUAAGGCUGGAAAGGUGCGUAAGCAUGUGUCAGAGCAGGAGAAGGCCGAGGAGGGCUUGGGGCCCAACAUCAAGAGCAUCGUGACCAUGCUGAUGCUGAUGCUGCUCAUGAUGUUUGCCGUCCACUGCACCUGGGUCACCAGCAACGCCUACUCCAGCCCCAGCGUGGUGCUGGCCUCCUACAACCACGACGGAUCUCGGAACAUUCUGGACGACUUCAGAGAAGCAUACUACUGGCUCCGGCAGAACACAGACGAGCACGCCAGAGUCAUGUCCUGGUGGGAUUACGGUUACCAGAUCGCCGGCAUGGCUAAUCGAACGACGUUAGUGGACAACAACACUUGGAACAACAGUCAUAUAGCACUGGUCGGCAAGGCAAUGUCAUCGAAUGAGAGCGCAGCGUACGAGAUCAUGAAGUCUCUGGAUGUGGAUUACGUCCUCAUCAUCUUUGGCGGUGUGAUCGGCUACUCUGGCGACGACAUCAACAAGUUCCUGUGGAUGGUGCGCAUUGCUGAGGGAGAGCACCCCAAGGACAUCCGGGAGAGCGACUACUUCACACCGCAGGGAGAGUUCCGCGUGGACAAGGCCGGGUCCCCCGUGCUGCUCAACUGCCUCAUGUACAAGAUGUCCUACUAUCGCUUCGGCGAGAUGCAGCUGGAUUUCCGCACGCCGCCGGGAUUCGACCGCACGCGGAACGCCGAGAUCGGCAACAAGGACAUCCACCUGAAGCACCUGGAGGAGGCGUUCACCUCGGAACACUGGCUGGUCCGCAUCUACCGCGUGAAGAAGCCGGAGAACCGGCAGGGCCUGGACCACAAGCCCCGGAACCUCAGCCAGAAACAGAAGUACAUCUCCAAAAAGACCUCUAAGAAGAAGAGGGGUUACAUAAAGAACAAGCUCAUGAUGAAGAGAGGCAAGAGGCCGAACAGAAGGUCUGUUUAACUGCCACCAGAAGGGACAGGGAAAAAAAUAAAGACGCAAAUCUCAAAGGACAACUUCGAAAAAAUAAAAAAUACAAAAAAAAGAGACAAUGAAAAAGCAGCAAGCUAAGUAAUCCACCAAUCAAGGCGAAGAAGAGGAAGAGAGAAGAGAGAAGAGACGGCCGUUGUCUGAAGAGGUGCCGAGAGGAGGUAGUGUGCAGCACGAGGUUGCAGUGCUGGGUUAUGACGACAUGGAGCUCUGCGGCCUGAAUGCCUCUGUUUAUUUGUCUUUUUGUUUUCUUUCGUUUUUCCUGUGGGGGUUGUUAGGAGAGGGUGGGAUGGGAUGGAGGGAGGGAGGGAGGGAGGGGGAGAGAGAGAGAAGAGAGAGAUGAGCAAAGCCAGAGCGAGUCUGCAGCCCAUGUUUUUGUUUUUAUUGUGACCAUUAUCAUCAUCAUCUGCACUUGGCAUGUGUUCCUUCUGUGUAGUGAGUCUCUGUUCGACGUGUUGGCUUUUGUACUUGAAUGUUUUGAUAGUACUGGGCAAGUGGUCUUUACAUCCCCCUCCCCCCCUCCCCCCACAAUCACCACCACCACACCAUGUUCCCACUGAUUAUCCCACUGAUAUGAUAGAAGCAUAUGGCCAUUUUAGAGAACAAUGCCAUGUUUGAUGAGAGUCCCAGCCGUGUGUGGCCCCUAAAGGUGGUGGCACCAAAGAUAGUUUGUUGCUCAGGGCAAGAGUGAUUGUGGGGUGGGUGGGUGGGGGGGGGGGGGGGGUGGUUAGUUAGUUUAUAACCAGUAAAGGUGGGGUCCGAGAAGAGGAGUGAUGUGUGUAGAUCAGUCACUCUGAAUGCUCAUUCUUGAAUUGUGUGCACGCCCGCCUUAUUUAAAAAAAACAACAAAACAAAAAAAAACAACAACCAAUUAUAAAGGAUUUCUAGAUGAAAUAUGGGCAGUUUUUCUUGGGUAAUUUUUAAAAUGUAUUUGCUUAUUUUUUUUUUUUUUUUUGUCAUUUUGUUCCUUCCUACUAGUGUUUUUUUGUUUUUUUGUUUUUUUACUGAUUGUAAAAAAUUGAAAGAAAGCGUUGCAAUAAUAUCUAAAAGUGGGGAGGGGAAAACUUAAGAAAUGAAGUUCUAGAUUUGUUUGGUUUAAUAUAAAUAAUAAAAGCCUCCCAUUCUGA